AGGACGUAGCUACAUUUACUAAACUUACUGGUUUCCCACUGCUUUUGUUUGGGGGAUGUGGCUUUUCAACCCUCGUGCGAUUCUCAGUCCCAUAUCAGCAUUUUCUAGCACAGCACGCCGGCAUUCCUGUAUGAACAGGGGAAAUAAAAACCCUCCCUUUUCCUCCCAAACUCCUGCCCGGCCGCCCCCCCACCCCGCCCCGCCGCCGUCCGGGCUCGCCGUCCCGCCGGCCGCGCCGCGCUCCUCAGAAAGUCCUGGAGCUGAAGGAGGAUUUGAAGCCGGUGCCCGCUGCCCCUGCGGAACAGCAGCCGCUCUUGCCUCGCUCAGCCUGUCAUCAGAUGUUAGAACCAGCCUGGGCCUCAUGUUUGUGGAUGUUUUAACGUGUGUUAACUGUGGAGGGUCUGCAGAGCCUCCUGGGACUAGAGGCGCUUGGGGAAAUAAGAAAGGAAGAUUUGGAGCAGGUUCUGAGUCUGCUCCUCCGCGUGGCACCUUGGAGUUUCUAGCUGGCACCAUUACCUCCAACGAGUGGAGUUCUCCCACCUCCCCUGAGGGGAGCAACGACUCGGGGGGCAGUGAGGCCUUGGACAAACCCAUCGACAAUGACGCUGAGGGCGUGUGGAGUCCGGACAUCGAGCAGAGCUUCCAGGAAGCGCUAGCCAUCUACCCGCCAUGCGGCCGGCGCAAGAUCAUCUUGUCAGACGAAGGCAAGAUGUAUGGCCGAAAUGAGUUGAUUGCCCGCUAUAUUAAGCUGAGAACAGGGAAAACACGCACAAGGAAACAGGUAUCUAGUCACAUCCAGGUCCUGGCAAGGCGGAAGGCUAGAGAGAUCCAAGCCAAGCUCAAGGAUCAGGCAGCUAAAGAUAAAGCCAUGCAGAGUAUGGCUACAAUGUCAUCUGCCCAGAUUAUCUCUGCAACUGCCUUCCAUAGUAAAAUGGCCUUGCCUGGUCUCCCACGACCAGCCUACCCUGCUGUUUCUGGGUUUUGGCAAGGAUCAUUGCCAGGCCAAGCUGGAUCUUCCCAGGACGUGAAACCUUUUUCUCAACAACCUUAUGCUGUACAGCCUCCACUUCCAAUACCAGGGUUUGAAUCUCCUACUGGCCUCUCACCUUCCCCAUCAGCACCAGCUUGGCAAGGACGAAGGGUUGCUAGCUCCAAACUUUGGAUGUUAGAGUUCUCUGCAUUCUUGGAACAACAGCAAGACCAAGACACAUAUAACAAACACCUGUUUGUGCACAUUGGGCAGUCAAGCCCCAGCUACAAUGACCCCUACCUCGAGGCAGUGGAUAUCCGGCAGAUCUAUGACAAGUUCCCUGAGAAGAAAGGGGGCCUGAAGGAGCUCUUUGAAAGGGGGCCAGCUAAUGCCUUCUUCCUUGUCAAAUUCUGGGCUGAUUUGAAUACUAAUAUUGAAGAUGAAUCCAGAUCUUUCUAUGGUGUUUCCAGCCAGUAUGAGAGCCCAGAAAACAUGGUCAUUACCUGUUCCACCAAAGUGUGUUCCUUUGGAAAGCAGGUGGUAGAGAAAGUAGAGACAGAGUAUGCACGCUACGAAAACGGACACUAUUCCUACCGCAUCCACCGCUCCCCUCUCUGCGAAUACAUGAUCAACUUCAUCCAUAAACUCAAGCACCUUCCCGAGAAGUACAUGAUGAACAGUGUGCUGGAGAACUUCACUAUCUUACAGGUUGUGACAAACAGGGACACACAGGAGACCUUGCUGUGCAUAGCAUAUGUUUUUGAAGUAUCAACUAGUGACCACGGUGCCCAACAUCACAUCUACCGGCUGGUGAAGGACUAGAGACUCUGCCCUGAGUUGUCCAUGGAAUGCAUGUCUAAGAAAAAAGUCUGUGCUCGAACAUCCCCUGCCCCCUCCCAAACCAAACUGAAAAAUAAACUGCAGAUAUUGUGUAUUUUCAGAAGAGUA
This is a messenger RNA of Passer domesticus (house sparrow), 1918 nucleotides long. It is a transcript of the gene TEAD4, whose product is annotated as TEA domain transcription factor 4. The transcript has 15 exons. Lineage: Eukaryota; Metazoa; Chordata; Aves; Passeriformes; Passeridae. Gene Ontology annotation, cellular component: transcription regulator complex. Gene Ontology annotation, molecular function: RNA polymerase II cis-regulatory region sequence-specific DNA binding; DNA-binding transcription factor activity, RNA polymerase II-specific. Bases 56 to 1792 code for a protein of 578 amino acids. Gene Ontology annotation, biological process: DNA-templated transcription; hippo signaling; regulation of transcription by RNA polymerase II. The record is from RefSeq and is a predicted model, not a curated record.